Cynocephalus volans (Philippine flying lemur) is the source of this 1040-nucleotide messenger RNA. RefSeq names its product GrpE like 1, mitochondrial (gene GRPEL1). The record is from RefSeq and is a predicted model, not a curated record. Gene Ontology annotation, biological process: protein import into mitochondrial matrix; protein folding. Gene Ontology annotation, cellular component: PAM complex, Tim23 associated import motor. Bases 37 to 690 code for a protein of 217 amino acids. The transcript is spliced from 4 exons. Gene Ontology annotation, molecular function: protein-folding chaperone binding; protein homodimerization activity; adenyl-nucleotide exchange factor activity. Lineage: Eukaryota; Metazoa; Chordata; Mammalia; Dermoptera; Cynocephalidae.
GUGCGUGCGCAGUGACGGCGGCAGGUAGCGGCGGUCAUGGCGGCUCGGUGCGUGAGGCUGGCGAGGCACAGUCUCCCGGCUCUGGUGUUGUCUCUCAGGCCUUCUCCUCGGUUGUUGUGCACAGCUACAAAACAGAAGAACAAUGGCCAGAACUUGGAAGAGGAUGCGGGUCAAAAUGAACAGAAGACAGAUCCUCCCUCCACAGAAAAGAUCCUCCUGGAAGAGAAGGUCAAGUUAGAAGAGCAGCUGAAAGAGACGAUGGAAAAGUAUAAACGAGCUUUGGCAGAUACUGAGAACUUGCGGCAGAGGAGCAAAAAAUUGGUGGAGGAGGCAAAAUUAUAUGGCAUUCAGGGCUUCUGCAAGGACUUAUUGGAGGUUGCAGACAUUUUGGAGAAGGCAACACAGUGUGUUCCCAAAGAAGAGAUCAAAGAUGACAACCCUCACCUGAAGAACCUCUACGAGGGGCUGGUAAUGACUGAAGUCCAGAUUCAGAAGGUGUUCACAAAGCACGGCUUACUCAAGCUGAACCCCGUUGGAGCCAAGUUUGACCCUUAUGAACACGAGGCCUUGUUCCACACGCCGGUUGAGGGGAAGGAGCCGGGCACAGUGGCGCUGGUCAGCAAGGUGGGGUACAAGCUGCACGGGCGCACCCUGAGACCUGCCCUCGUGGGGGUGGUGAAGGAGGCUUAGCUGCCUCCCGCAGGGUUUUUAUUUCAAGUCAUUUGCUAUAACUCUUGAAAGGCGGCUUCAUCUUUUCUCAUCCACGAAUACAUUUGAUCUUUUCCCAAACCUUGUUGGAAAGCUUAAGUAACCAGUGGCUAAACCAGAAAUUAAGCCAGUUGCACAGUUGUGUUAAUGAACUCUAAUUUGGGAGUCUGUUCACUGAUUUUUAGUGCCACAUGUUUAAUAGUCCCACAUACUGAAAGAAGUGGGCCAGCGGGACACUACAGGACUUCUAGAGUACCAUGAAUAAUAACAUUGUAUCUGCUCAAACUCUGGUGACAUCCAAGUCUCUUAAACAAAUAAAAGGUCUUCGGGAA